UUGGACGGCUAAUGCGGUUUGUCUACUGACAGCAAGGGUAAGAUUUGUUGUUGAUCGUCUUAAAGUGACAAGUAGCAGAAUCUGCCACCAACGGGACAACUAUGGCAGACAAAAGUAUUGAAGAUAGAGGGAUGUCGAUAUUUCUGGAUGUGUUCAGACGAGCAGACAAAGAUGAUGAUGGUUUUAUAUCUUGGGAAGAGUUUAUUGCCUUCUUCGCGGAUGGCGUAAUGGGUAAAGAAGAGCUGCGAGUCCUGUUCAACGAGAUCGACACCCACAACACUGGCAACAUCGACACCGGGGAGCUGUGUUCCUACUUCGCCUCUCACCUGGGGGACUUCCAGCAGAUCUACGGGACCCUGGAGGAUCUGUCAGCUAAAGUCACGAAUGUGCUCUUCUCUACAUCCCAGAGUUACGAGGGAGCAGAUAGAAAGGAGAAGUUUGUGACCCGGUUCCUGAUGCGGGAACUACAGAACCAGUUGUCAGCCCUGCAGCAGCCGCUGGAGGCAGCAUCGGAGGAACUCGACCUCCAGGCGCGCAGAGAGAGGGCAGACAUACAACCUGUUGACGUGGAAGCCAUGAAGAAGACAGGAUCUACUAUACCAGGUCGGAUUGUCCGCAGGGCCAAGCGACAGGUCAGCUCUCAGAGCACAAACAGUGAAGCAGUUGAAAAUAUUGUGGAUGGCUAUGGUAACCAAGUGCUGACACUGCAGGUGGACCGGCUGGAGAAUCUCAUAGACAAACUGGAAUCUAAGGUGAACUUCGACAACUUCGUUGAUGAAGAGGUCGUGUCUGAACCUGAUUGCCUGAUGCUGAUGCUACAGAGGAACUUUGAAGUCAAGGCUGAGGAACUGGACAACUUCAAGUCAAGUCUCAAGUUGUAUGUGGAGUCUAUACAGGGUGUCGGUGGAUGUCGCAAUGUGAGUGUUCGAUCAUUCAGAGACAGCAACAAGCUGACAGUGUACGAGAUCUGGACUUCAGAAGCAGACAAGAAAAGGAGUGAAGAAAGUGCUGCUAGUUGUACAUUCAUGACGGACAUCGCAAGUCAGCUGGCGACUCCCGAGACUGGCAGUAGCAUGACUGUCCCAGGGAGCUGGUGGAGUCAGUAGGGUAGAUACAGUAGAACACAUGGAGGUUCUGUAGGGCCAACCUCAGUAUACCUCGGCCAUGUUCCUGUCUCCUCACCAGGUGGGGCAGUCGUCUCAUCACCUUGGGUAUGAAGGCAACAGACAUAAUCACUGGUGCGUUCCAGUGGGUAAGAGUUCCUCCCAUUUGCCCAUCCCAAAUAAUAUUUUAAAUUAAUAUAUACUAAAAUUAUCAACAAUUCCUAACACAACACUUACUAAAGAACUCACAAAAACAACUAAAAGCCCUAAAAUUCAUUACAAUAUAUAGGGUCGAACCAUGUUGUAUGAUAAGGGCCCCAGGCAGGGUAAUGUUACCAAAACAAUAUAUGGCGGAACGGAAGGAACUCUUUCCUUCCAGUGUAUCUGGUUGGAUGGAUUGCCAGACUGAGAAGCCACAUUUUUCGUGGUGACUUCACAAAGUAUUUGUAGUAUUGUGCCAGGAGUCAUAUGAGAGAUAACGGAUGAAGUACUACAGCUAUUUCAUGAAUUGUUCCUGCCAAAUAGCAAGGUUCUAUAUACAUGUAUCUACUAUGUCUUAUUUUUCUUGGAUGUGUUUUAUCCACAUGUUAUGUAUUGUCACUCAUGAGAUCUUUUGUACCCUUUUAGCAUAGAAAGCAGUAAUUUGUUUGGAUGACUAUUUCUGGCAUCAUGUCAUAAAAAUCAUGCUCAGAAUGAGGCUGUGGUGGUGAACGGGCCCAGGUUGUCGUUCCGUGAAUAGGUCCUGCACUACCACAGUCAGAAUUCUUGUUCAUUGACAGGUUUUUACAAUUUACCAUUAAUUACUAUGUAUAAAAUUAAUUGUUCUCGUCACGAUAUGGCUGAAAUAUUGCCGAUGUGACGAUAAAUUUUAACUCACUCACUCAUAAUUCUUUGCUCCAUGGAACGGAAGCCAGGGUAUUUAUGCUAAACAAUGGAGCAGACAUGAUGAGGAUUAUCAAGGAUGCCUUCUUGUUAGCCAGGUUUGGGAGCGUAUGAACAAAACAACUGACCAUGACAUUAUUUUUAGGUCAGCUUGUCUUGCUUGUGUUCAAUAUACUGAUGCUGUAAUAAUCAAAUACUGUUGAUGAUUUGGGUUAGCUGUUCUCUUUGACAGUUAAUGAAGUUCCUGUACUCAGGUUGUUGUUGUCAACAGAGACCAUAAAAUAGAUAUUAUAUGGUCUCUGUUGUCAUGUCAUUCUGUUGUCAAGGUGAUCACGUUUUUUGGGAAUACAAAGGGUGUGUCAAGGUGACAUGCUAGCCAUAGGACAAACUUUUCUUUUAACUUGAUUUAAAAAAUCUUCACAUCCCAAAAAUUACAAUGUAAAAAUCAAACUGAUUUUGUUAUGCUGUGGACAAGAAAUAUUUCAAAUGGUUUAAAAAAUUGUUAACUGUUGCUAAAAAAAUAAAUAAAUUAUUCAAAAAUACUAAAAUUAAGACUUGUUGAAACUCUUUGAAACUUGAAGACACACAAUGAAUCAUAGUGAGAGGUAAGAGGAAACAAUAUAUGCAAGUGAGUUUUACACCCCCAAACAUAGAUCAAAUGUGUACCAAAGUUUUGAUAGUCCAUCAAACGAAUACCUUGCAUAGCAUGCAUAGCAGGAUGUGAAAUUUCAUAGCCUGGUUUACUUUCACUUUGUUUUCCAGUAUGAACAAUAGGUCUGAUAGCAUGAAAUAUUUUAGUUUCUUUAUGGGCAUGUUGUAUUUCUAGAACUGCCUUAUUAUGUAUGCAUAGCAUUUCAGGCACUAUAAUAAAUGGUCACAAACUAAUCAAAGUGAAAGUAGAACGGCCUGGACCCAGUCAUGCUGUAUGCAUCAGUAUGAAGUUGCUGCCUAUAAUAUGUUUCUCAUUAGCUCUAGGCCAAAUAGUUCGUUAACCUGUCAUGGUUGUUUGAUAUUUGGUGACCACCGUGUCAUAAGUUGUCUAUCAUACUCACGUUUUUGAUAUUGACAAAAUGUCAUGUCACAGGAAAGUUCUUCUCAGCUCAUGUUUUUGAUAUUGACAAAAUGUUUCUUCUUAGCUCAUGUGUUCGAUAUUGACAAGAUGUUUCGUCAAAGCUCAUGUUAUAAAUUUUCACACGUUUUCUUUUUUAUAGAUUUUUUACAUUGUCAGUAAGCAUGUUGUUUACAGUUGUUGUUUAUAUCUCUUGAAUCUAAUACACGUUGACAGAGUUUGUUGGUUUUUACUUCUCUUUACCAGUAUACAUAACUGCAUUGAGAUUACCAGAACAGGUGCUUCACGAUACUACCUGUAUGUAGUAGAAAAUGUGAUCCUCAUGAUCCUAGUUUGAACAAUGUGAUCCUCAUGAUCUUUGCUUUAGAAGACAAUGUGAUCCUAGUUUGAGUAGACAAUUUGAUCCUAGUUUGAGUAGACAAUGUGAUCCUCGUUGGAGUAGAUAGUAGGAUCCUAGUUUGAGUAGACAAUGUGAUGCUAAAUGUAGUAAAUGUGAUCCAAGGUUUAGUAGAAUAUGUUAUAAGAGUUUCUGUAUAAAAUGUGAAUAUAUUUCAGGUAGAAAGCAAAGAUACAAGUGAUUACUGAUGUGUAGAGCAAAGUAUGAAUCUCACUCAGUGUCAGUUAUGGUCAUGUUGGUCAUGUUGACAAUUGUCAACAGUCAGUGGUCAUUAUUCUACAUUGUUGUACUUGCUUUGUUAUUCUUAUCUGUAAAAUAAGAAUUAAAAAUAUAUAUUGCAUGCCAUUAGCUAGUCGGUGUUCAAUGAGAGUUAACAUGGUGAGUCAUGGCUGAGCUUGAUCUGCAGAAUGGGAUUCGGUCAUUUCUGUCAGUCAUGAGCUGUCUGUCAAGUUAUGACAUGGAGCCACAACAUUUCCUGGAAGAGUUAUAACAGUUUAUGAACCAAACAUAGGUUGUAUGGAAUAUUUGAUAUGUAUAGUACUUCCAUGUCUUUCUUUGGAACACUCAGACCAUGUGUUUCAGUUGUCACUUGGCAUGUUGAACUGGUCCUUCUCCUGUACACUGGAUUCAGAAAGAUUCUGCUGAGACAGAAAUGCAAAUUUUGUUAGAAUACUGUCAAACACCACAAAAUAAAAUUAUCUGUCUGUA
Messenger RNA from Haliotis rubra (blacklip abalone), 4159 nucleotides. RefSeq names its product N-terminal EF-hand calcium-binding protein 1-like. NCBI's taxonomy places the organism in Eukaryota, Metazoa, Mollusca, Gastropoda, Lepetellida, Haliotidae. Gene Ontology annotation, cellular component: cytoplasm. The record is from RefSeq and is a predicted model, not a curated record. Gene Ontology annotation, molecular function: calcium ion binding. The transcript is spliced from 14 exons. Gene Ontology annotation, biological process: regulation of amyloid precursor protein biosynthetic process. The coding region runs from base 102 to 1106 and encodes 334 amino acids.